This is a messenger RNA of Striga hermonthica, 2433 nucleotides long. The record is from the annotation of a GenBank genome assembly. NCBI's taxonomy places the organism in Eukaryota, Viridiplantae, Streptophyta, Magnoliopsida, Lamiales, Orobanchaceae.
AUGAGGCGGCUUAAAAUCAGCUGUUAUCUCUUAGGAAUUUUGUUAAGCUUGAUUUGCGUAGAAUCUGCCGUGCAGCCGUAUCGCAGGGACCCGGGUCACCCGGCGUGGCACCAUGGCGCAUUUCAAGAUGUCAAGGACUCGGUUCGGUCGGAUGUUCGUCAGAUGCUCCAUUCUCGAGCUGAGGUUCCAUUUCAAGUUCCUCUUGAAGUGAAUGUGGUCCUUAUCGGCUUCAAUGGUGAUGGGGGCUAUAGGUACAGAAUAGAUUCUCAUAAAUUGGAGGAAUUUUUGAGAGUUGGCUUCCCAUCUCACAGACCUUCGUGUUUAGAGACUGGCCAACCGCUUGAUAUUGAGCAUCACGUAGUCUUCAAUGCAUUCCCGAUUGGGCAGCCAGAAUUGAUAUCAUUGGAGAAAACACUGAAAACGGCUAUGACUCCAGCUGGCACCGCUAGAGAGGCAGAUUUUGGGAGGGAAGUUCCCCUGUUUGAGGUGGAAGCAACAACAAUGGAACCUGAGUUUGAGAAGCUUUAUUCUUACCUGUUUGACAUAGAAGACAUAGACAAUGAGGGACACCCUGUUGAGGAAAUGGACAGACCUAAGCCAACUGCUAUUUUUAUGGUUAACUUUGAUAAGGUCCGAAUUGAUCCUAGGAACAAGGAGAUUGAUCUUGAUAGUCUAAUGUAUGGGCAAAUAACAAGUUUAAGUGAAGAGGAUAUGAAGCACCAAGAGGGGGAUUAUAUAUAUCGUUACCGGUACAAUGGAGGGGGUGCAUCUCAGGUUUGGCUUGGAUCUGGCAGGUUUGUUGUGAUUGAUCUCUCUGCUGGGCCCUGCACAUAUGGGAAGAUUGAAACUGAAGAAGGCAGUGUGAAUCCUAGAACAUUACCUCGACUGCAAAAUGUGGUGUUUCAUAGAUCAGGGCCAAGUAACGUGGAAUCUGCCCAUGAUAUAUUUGUAGGACAAUUAGCCGCUGUGAUUGCAACCACAGUAGAACAUGUUAUAGCCCCAGAUGUUAGGUAUGAAACUGUCGAUAUGACUACUAGGUUACUUGUACCCAUUAUUGUCCUUCAGAAUCAUAACAGGUACAAUAUCAUGGCUAAGGACCACAAUUACAGUAUAGAUGUUCAAGCCAUUGAGGCUGAGGUUAAGAAAAUGGUUCAUGAAGGGCAGGAAGUCGUGAUAGUCGCAGGUUCACACGCUCUACAUCGCCAUGAAAAGUUAGCCAUUGCUGUCUCGAAAGCAAUGAGGGGCCAUUCCAUUCAAGAAACCAAGAAGGACGGCCGCUUUCAUGUUCAUACCAAGACAUAUUUGGAUGGUGCUAUUCUUAAGGAAGAGAUGGAAAGAUCAGCAGAUGUGCUUGCAGCUGGGCUACUUGAGGUCUCAGACCCUACACUUUCAAGCAGAUUUUUCCUUCGCCAGACAUGGAUGGAUGACAAAGAUGGAACUGGGGAUUCCAUCCUAAAGCAUAAGCCUAUUUGGUCGUCCUAUGGUUCAAAGCGGCAAAAGGAUAAGAAAAGGAGGUUAUCACAACAAAAGAAGAAAGGAGACUUGUAUCGAACUUACGGAACCAGGGUUGUUCCAGUCUUUGUUCUGUCACUAGCGGAUGUAGAUGAACAACUUAUGAUGGAAGAUGAUAGUCUUGUGUGGACGAGUAACGAUGUAGUUAUUGUGCUUCAGCAUCAAAGUGAGAAGAUACCUUUGAAUUAUGUUUCAGAGUUAGAGAGAAGACAUGCCGUACCAUCACAAGCCCAGCGCCAUAUACUGGCCGGGCUGGCUUCUGUUGUGGGUGGUCUGACUGCACCAUAUGAAAAAGCUUCUCACAUUCAUGAGAGGCCUGUGGUGAAUUGGCUCUUGGCAGCCGGUUGUCAUCCGUUUGGACCAUUUUCAAACAUUUCUCGGAUUAGUGAAUUGCUUCGGGAUGUAGCAUUGAGGAAUACAAUAUAUGCCCGUGUUGAUUCAGCUCUCCACCGAAUCCGAGAGACAUCUGAGGCUGUUCAAGCCUUUGCUUCAGAACACCUGAAAACUCCACUGGGAGAACUAGUAAAGGGUAAAAAGAAUAAAUCAACCACUGAGCUUUGGCUUGAGAAGUUCUACAAGAAGAAGACCAACUUGCCAGAACCAUUUCCUCACGAAUUAGUUGAACGAUUGGAGAAGUAUUUGGAUAGCCUUGAGGAGCAGCUAGUAGACCUGUCUUCCUUUUUAUACGAUCAUAGACUCCAAGAUGCCCAAGCAAACAGUUCUGAGAUACUUCAAAGCUCGAUAUUCACUCAGCAAUACGUGGAGCAUGUUUUGAACAGUGAGAGGGAGAAGAUGAAGUGCUGCAGUAUCGAAUACAAAUUCCCGACACACUCUUCGCAGAAUUACAUAUACGCAGGGAUUCUUUUAGCUGGAUUUUUCGUUUAUUUUGCUGUCAUCUUCUUUGCAUCGCCUGUUCGUUGA